AAAAUAGAAAAAUUAGAGUUUCGCGCCAAUCUUGGUCUGGCUUCCAAAAGGCGCGAGUGAGCUCGGUGGGGUUUACUGGUGCCGUCAUGGUUCGUACGCUAAACUGCAUCGUCGCUGUGUCCCAGAACAUGGGCAUUGGCAAGAACGGGGACCUGCCCUGGCCCCCACUCAGGAAUGAAUUCAAGUAUUUCCAAAAAAUGACCACAACCUCUUCAGUUGAAGGUAAACAGAAUCUGGUGAUUAUGGGUAGGAAAACCUGGUUCUCCAUUCCUGAGAAGAAUCGACCUUUAAAGGACAGAAUUAAUGUAGUUCUUAGUAGAGAACUCAAGGAACCUCCACAAGGAGCUCAUUUUGUUGCUAAAAGUCUGGAUGAUGCCUUAAAACUUACUGAGCAACCACAGUUAGCAAAUAAAGUAGACAUGGUUUGGAUAGUGGGAGGCAGUUCUGUUUAUAAGGAAGCCAUGAAUCAACCAGGCCAUCUUAAACUGUUUGUGACAAGAAUCAUGCAGGACUUUGAAAGCGACACAUUUUUUCCAGAAAUUGAUUUGAAGAAAUAUAAACUUCUCUCAGAAUACCCAGGUGUUCUUUCUGAUGUCCAGGAAGAGAAAGGCAUUAAGUACAAAUUUGAAGUAUAUGAAAAGAAUGAUUAAUAAAAAAAAAAAAGAAAGAAAAAUUAGCUGAGC
Messenger RNA from Lemur catta (Ring-tailed lemur), 683 nucleotides. RefSeq names its product dihydrofolate reductase. Gene Ontology annotation, molecular function: NADP binding; dihydrofolate reductase activity. Lineage: Eukaryota; Metazoa; Chordata; Mammalia; Primates; Lemuridae. The transcript has a single exon. The record is from RefSeq and is a predicted model, not a curated record. Gene Ontology annotation, biological process: glycine biosynthetic process; folic acid metabolic process; dihydrofolate metabolic process. The coding region runs from base 87 to 650 and encodes 187 amino acids. Gene Ontology annotation, cellular component: mitochondrion.